Alternaria arborescens is the source of this 1161-nucleotide messenger RNA. RefSeq lists its product as hypothetical. The transcript is spliced from 2 exons. Bases 1 to 1161 code for a protein of 386 amino acids. The record is from RefSeq and is a predicted model, not a curated record. NCBI's taxonomy places the organism in Eukaryota, Fungi, Ascomycota, Dothideomycetes, Pleosporales, Pleosporaceae.
AUGGCUACUGCGGCGUCUUCGAGUUCAUUCCGCUUCCGUGACCUUCCUGGCGAGAUUCGUAAUAAGGUCUAUCGUAUCGUACUAUGCAGUUUCCGUCCGCCACCAACUACGAUAGAGCCCUCGUCUUUCUUCACUCCGGAACUUGCCAAACAUGAUAUCGAGACUAGUAUACUGCGUACAUCGAAGGAAACAUAUCUUGAAGCUUACGAUGUCAUGGUUAAGAGUAAUCGCUUCGUCAAGAUCACAUCGUCCCGAGGUCAUUCCCUGCGGGGUCCCUUGAAAGGGCGGGCAAUUCGGAUGAUCGCGAUUGACGAAGGAAUCGUCGACAAAUUUAAAGGAUACGUGCUUGGUGUGCACAUUGGUUUCAAAAGCCCGCGGAAAAUCUCUAUCACCCAUGAUCCCGGACAUGACCCUCAUAGUCUAUUUGAACCCGUCAGCGCUAUGAUCCUUCACAGUGACAUGGAGAGUUUCUGCGACGCAUUGAACGAUGUACAAUUACACGAUUCGGGUUUUGUUAGUAAAGUCAGGAUUUCCAUUACUAUGGCUCCAGUUCUAGACUUGGUUCAAGGCAAGGAUACAUCGCCGACGUUCGCCAGUUUCUUCACCAAACAGACGCAAGAAACGCUGUUGAAGCCUCUCAUGGCCAAACUGUAUGGAUAUAAAUCAGUCGAGAUUAACGGCCACGUGGACGAUACCUUGGUAAUUGCUGUUCGUCAAAGCCUCGCUGAAGACCGAUAUUCCAACCCUGCAACUGUUCUAGCAGAUUUUGCUGCAGAGAAAGACCGGUAUACACGAAUAUUUAAAGACAACAACAUACAAGAGGCCUGCAUGGGUUGGCAAGACACUGUAUACGAGCUGGAGAAGUUGCAUCAGUCUGACUCUUGGCCAAAUCUGGUUCGACGUGGAGGUCAUGAGUUUGUGUCACAAAUAGUCCCACUAUAUUUUCUCAUGCAGCUCAACAUUGCCCACAUCCAGAUUGGCAACAUGCAGACCUUCGCAUUUGGUUCCGAAAUGUUGGCUGAAGGUGAACUCAUAUCCGCCCUUCGGUCGACGAAAGAAGGCUUCUGGCAAUCCGGCUACAAAUUCAGGCCAUCUGCUCAGCAUCUCGCGAAAUUGCGAUACCGGUACGCGCUUUUCAUGAGGUUAGAAGGAAAUCCUUAG